This is a messenger RNA of Raphanus sativus (radish), 966 nucleotides long. RefSeq names its product basic leucine zipper 43. Lineage: Eukaryota; Viridiplantae; Streptophyta; Magnoliopsida; Brassicales; Brassicaceae. The coding region runs from base 84 to 644 and encodes 186 amino acids. The record is from RefSeq and is a predicted model, not a curated record. The transcript has a single exon. Gene Ontology annotation, biological process: regulation of DNA-templated transcription. Gene Ontology annotation, molecular function: DNA-binding transcription factor activity.
AUUCAAUCUCCACCAUUAACUCACUCUCUUUGAGCUCUAACAAGAGGGAGAGAGCGAGAGAAAGAGAGAGAGGGAGACUAACCAUGCAGCCAUAUUAUGAUAGCUCAAGUCUUAACAACAUGCAACAACAAGACUACUUCCACUUAAACCACUAUUACAACAACCUAAACUCUUCAACCAAUACCAAUAAUCUUAUCCCAUACCCUCAAAUUCAAGAACUCAAUCUACAAUCUCCAGCAAGCAACAACUCUACCACGUCAGAUGAAGCAACUGAAGACAUAUUCGUGAUCAACGAGAGAAAGCAAAGACGUAUGGUAUCUAACAGAGAAUCAGCAAGAAGGUCAAGAAUGAGAAAGCAAAGACACCUAGAUGAGCUUCUCUCGCAGGUUGCUUGGCUUCGAAGCGAGAACCAACAGCUUUUGGAUAAGCUUAACCAAGCUUCGGAUAGCAAUAAUCUUGCUAUUCAAGAGAACUUGAGUCUUAAAGAGGAAAACUUGGAACUUCGUCAAGUUAUCACAUCUAUGAAGAAGCUUAAAGGAAGCACAAGCAUCCAGGGAAGAUACUGUUCUUCUUCAGUGGAUCUUGAGUUGGAUCAGGACUUCUCUUGUAUUACUGAUGAUCCAAGGAUUUGUCAUCCAUCUUGAGUUGUUCGUUCUUAUCGAACUUUAAGUUUCUACCUCUAAUCUAUCUUCUUUUUCUUUGUAUCCACAAAUCUCUGGCUAAUAUAUAUCUUUAUGAGCCAGGAACAAAAUGGAUUUUUAUGUAAUUUUUUCUCUGGGCUAGACUUAGGUCUAGCACCGUUGAAACGUUACUUUUAUAACGGUUUAACUACGUACCAAAGUAUGAGCUUUCUUUUCUAGCUAUUUGUGAUCAUGAAUAAUGAUUUGGAAUAUUGCUUGAGCUCUAUAUGUAAUAUGUUAUAAUCUAGUUUUUGUAUAAAAUAUAAAAGAAAUCAUUUGGAGAUGA